GGAAUGGAUUUAAUACCUGCAGAGUUAGCACACCUCGUAUCACGUUCAAAGGCGGUUUCACUCUCUCGACAACGACAAGAUUUUCCUGUACUAGAUAUGGGCGGUCCAAAGGCCCUUCCCAGUGGGAUGUCACCGAAGAAGUUCCACGAAGUCUCCCGAAUGACUACCUACGUACUUGGACUAUUGGAUGCUUUUUACCAGGAGCAUGGUACUAAGGUACAACAUAUCGUUGAUAUUGGAGCAGGACAGAACUAUAAAGGUUAUGCAAGGAAUUUGCAUGUCCUUGCUCUGGACUCUUCAUCAAAUCAGAGUGGCUACCCUGGCAGCCGAAUCAUGCGGUCAGACGUGGAAGGGACAUUGACUUAUAGGACCUUGUGGUUAGGACAAGAGCCAACUUUUGCAUCUCAUCCAGGGAAUUUUGGUCAGGAAAGGGAGUUAGGUGAUAACGCGGAUUUUGAACAAACAAUCGAUGAGUGGCUGCACACCUUUAGAUCGAAAGAAGAUCCUUUGGUCCCGGAUGACACAACAAGGAGUCCGAUUCCUGUUGUAUUCGUAGCCCUUCACGCAUGCGGUUCACUCACACCAGCCAUUCUGCAGAAGAUACUGGACCAUCAAGAAUGUUUACUCACCCAAGACAGACCUUGGUGUGUUGCGGGUGCUGUCAUUGUUGGCUGCUGUUAUAAUCUAAUGAGGGAGGAUGAUUUCCCCCUGUCCCGAACUCUCCAGAAGCACAUAGAACAAAAGUUUCAUGGCUUCUCAUUGUCCGCAAGCCAUCUGCAAUUGGCCGCUCAAGUGCCUUCUCAGUGGUUGAGCUCACCAGAGAGCGAAGCUGCAGCCGACCUUGCCAUAAGAAAGAUUGUCUACAGAGCUCUUGCUACUCCCGCCCUAAGUUAUCUUACCAGCAAAGAUACGGGUUUCGGUGAAGAUUCACUGAAGCUAGGCAAACUCAACAAGAAAGCUUACGAGUCCUUCAGACUGUACCUGGAACGAGCUGGUCAGAAAUUGGAGUCCAGCCAGCAGUUUCCACUCUUAUCCCAUGCGUCGCCAUCCAUGCGUGCGGACUCAUACAAUGAUGAUUAUGACGAACGAGGCUUCGUCCGCAGCGAUGGUCUAGAUGCGAAGGGUACUGGUUAUCUUACGAGCAACCGAGGCGAUUCGAUGCCGGACUUUAGUGGUUCAGAGACAAACCUACUAUCCGUUUUUAAACACGUUGUUGGGCGCGACCCAGAAGAAGCCGAGACUUCCUCUCCGGCAAUACUUACAAAGGCACUUCAUGCCUUGCGAUGCCUCCUCGGCCCACCUGUUGAGAGCUUGAUUGUUCUUGAUCGAUACCUUUGGCUACAUGAGGAGCUGUCCGGCACACCCCAACUCGAAGUCCGGUUGGUCAACUUGUUUAGUCAGGAAGCAGGAAGUGGUAGAAACGUAGGAAUAGUAAUAGGCCCACGUAACUGUAGCAUUAAUCAUGAGGAUUAA
Messenger RNA from Fomitiporia mediterranea MF3/22, 1473 nucleotides. RefSeq lists its product as uncharacterized. The transcript has 3 exons. The record is from RefSeq and is a predicted model, not a curated record. NCBI's taxonomy places the organism in Eukaryota, Fungi, Basidiomycota, Agaricomycetes, Hymenochaetales, Hymenochaetaceae. Bases 4 to 1473 code for a protein of 489 amino acids.